CAAAAAAAGACCACCCCUACUUUAAACACAUGUACUGAGAGAGAACGACAUCUCUUUUUCUUGCUUUCAGAACAUGGGGAAAGGGUAUGGACGUGAGAUCAGCCCUAAGGCUACUCAGAACAAUGGAAAGAAGAAAAAGAAAGAUAAAGAUUUGGAUGAACUGAAGAAAGAGGCCAAUUUGGAUGAUCACAAGCUCUCUCUAGAAGAGUUGUCAGCUCGCUAUGAGGUGGACCUGUUUAAAGGCCUGACCAAUAAAAGAGCAUUGGAACUCCUGGCACGGGAUGGGCGUAAUGUUCUGACUCCACCUCCAACCAUUCCAGAGUGGGUGAAAUUCUGUAAACAGUUAUUUGGGGGGUUCUCCAUCCUCCUGUGGAUAGGUGCUCUCCUUUGUUUCCUUGCUUAUGGCAUCCAGUUUGCAUCUGAGGGUGAGCCAGCCAAUGAUAACUUAUAUUUGGGAGUAGUUCUGGCUGCUGUGGUCAUCGUCACAGGUUGCUUUUCUUACUACCAAGAGGCCAAAAGUUCACGUAUCAUGGACUCCUUCAAGAAUAUGGUGCCGCAGCAAGCUUUAGUGAUACGUGAGGGGGAGAAAAGGCAGAUCAAUGCAGAGGAGGUGGUUCUGGGAGACCUGGUGGAAAUAAAGGGAGGUGAUCGCAUUCCAGCUGAUCUACGGAUCAUUUCUUCCAGCGGUUGCAAGGUAGACAAUUCCUCUCUGACAGGAGAAUCUGAGCCUCAAACCCGUUCCCCAGACUGCACUCAUGAAAACCCCCUUGAGUCCAGAAAUAUUGGCUUCUUCUCUAUUAACUGUGUGGAGGGCACGGCUCGUGGCAUUGUGAUUGCAACAGGAGAUCGUACAAUUAUGGGACGAAUAGCAACCCUGGCUUCUGGGUUGGAGGUGGGCCAGACCCCCAUCAACCUAGAAAUUGAACACUUCAUCCACAUCAUUACUGGUGUAGCUGUGUUUCUCGGGGUCUCCUUCUUUAUCCUCUCAAUCAUCCUUGGCUACUCAUGGCUUGAGGCUGUCAUCUUCCUUAUUGGCAUUAUUGUUGCAAAUGUGCCUGAAGGAUUGUUAGCAACAGUCACGGUGUGUCUGACUCUGACAGCAAAACGUAUGGCACAUAAAAAUUGCUUGGUGAAGAAUCUGGAGGCUGUAGAGACUUUAGGCUCUACCUCCACUAUAUGCUCAGAUAAGACUGGAACCCUGACGCAGAACCGCAUGACUGUGGCCCACUUGUGGUUUGACAACCAGAUCUACGAGGCAGACACUACAGAGGAUCAAUCAGGAAAUGGGGCCUUUGAUAAGAGCUCCCCCUCAUGGACUGCUUUGUCACGUGUAGCGGCUCUCUGCAACCGUGCUGUCUUUAAAGCUGGUCAAAAAGAUGUUCCUAUACUGAAGAGGGAGACAGCAGGUGAUGCAUCAGAGUCUGCUUUGUUAAAGUGCAUUGAGCUCUCCUGUGGGUCUGUGAUGGCAUUUCGAGAAAGAAACCCCAAAGUAGCAGAAAUUCCAUUCAACUCAACUAACAAGUUUCAGCUGUCUAUCCAUGAAAUUGAAGACAGUCCAACUGAACAUCUCCUGGUAAUGAAAGGAGCACCUGAGAGGAUUUUGGAUAGGUGCAAUACAAUUAUGAUCAAUGGGCAAGAGGUUCCUUUGGAUAAUGACUGGAGAGAUACAUUCCAGGGAGCUUACAUGGACCUGGGGGGUCUCGGGGAGAGAGUGUUGGGCUUCUGCCACCUACUGCUGUCACCCUCUCAUUUCCCAAGAGGUUUUGCAUUUGACUGUGAUGACAUAAAUUUCCCUAUGGACAAGAUGUGCUUUUUAGGUCUAAUGUCUAUGAUUGACCCCCCAAGAGCUGCUGUGCCUGAUGCUGUGGGCAAGUGUCGAUCUGCUGGGAUAAAGGUGAUAAUGGUAACUGGAGACCAUCCAAUUACGGCUAAGGCAAUUGCCAAAGGUGUUGGCAUAAUCUCAGAAGGCAAUGAAACAGUGGAGGACAUUGCAGAGAGACUUAACAUCCCAUUAAGUCAAGUUAACCCACGAGAUGCUAAGGCAUGUGUAGUACAUGGUGCUGAUCUAAAGGAGAUGAGUUCAGAGUAUUUGGAUGAUCUCCUGAGAAACCACACUGAGAUUGUCUUUGCUCGCACCUCUCCACAACAGAAACUCAUCAUUGUUGAGGGCUGCCAGCGACAGGGUGCUAUAGUGGCAGUGACAGGUGAUGGGGUAAAUGACUCUCCUGCACUAAAGCGGGCUGACAUCGGCAUUGCAAUGGGAAUAGCAGGAUCUGAUGUCUCGAAACAAGCAGCUGAUAUGAUCCUGCUGGAUGACAAUUUUGCAUCCAUUGUAACAGGGGUGGAGGAGGGUCGUUUGAUCUUUGAUAACCUGAAGAAGUCAAUAGCCUACACUCUUACCAGCAACAUCCCGGAGAUCUCUCCAUUUCUUCUCUUCAUCAUUGCUAGCGUUCCUCUGCCUCUGGGCACUGUCACCAUCCUCUGCAUUGACUUGGGAACUGACAUGAUUCCUGCUAUUUCUCUGGCUUAUGAGUCAGCAGAAAGUGAUAUUAUGAAGCGUCAACCCAGAAACCCCAAAACUGACAAAUUGGUCAACGAGAGACUCAUUAGUAUGGCAUAUGGGCAGAUUGGUAUGAUCCAGGCUCUGGCUGGGUUCUUUACCUACUUUGUGAUAUUGGCAGAGAACGGAUUUCUGCCUUAUAGACUUCUGGGAAUACGACUUGACUGGGAUGACCGAAAUGUCAAUGAUCUUGAAGACAGCUAUGGACAACAAUGGACCUAUGAGCAGCGCAAGAUUGUGGAGUUCACGUGUCACACAUCCUUUUUCGUGAGCAUUGUGGUGGUGCAGUGGGCUGACCUGAUUAUCUGCAAAACACGCAGAAAUUCCCUUUUUCAGCAGGGCAUGAAAAAUAAGAUCCUGAUAUUUGGCCUGUUUGCUGAAACAGCCCUUGCUGCCUUCCUCUCCUACUGCCCUGGAAUGGAUGUAGCUUUGCGCAUGUACCCACUCAAGGUGUACUGGUGGUUCUGUGCUCUUCCAUACAGCCUGCUCAUCUUUAUCUAUGAUGAAAUCCGCAAAUUAAUUCUGAGACGGAGGCCAGGAGGUUGGGUGGAAAAAGAGACCUACUAUUAAUGACUAUAAAGUGUUUAUCAAGAUUAUUAUCCAAAUUUGUUUUUAUGGUGUGAAAAGUAUUUUUUAACUUUGUUUUCCAGUAGGAAAGAUGUUCUACUCAUAUGUCCUAAUGGUUGAACUCCUUCCCUGCCUUAACAUAUGCAUUUUAUUUUAGUAGUGAAUUAUCAGGGUUGCGUUAAUUAAUCUGUGCUAUUGAUGGGAAAAUUUCUCCAUGUAAAUUUUCAUAUUUCACAUGAUGUUUCUAAAUUGCUCAGAUGAGAUGACUGCAAAACCUAAAAUUUGAAUUUGUAUUAUUAUGAAUAGGCUACCUCUUUGACUGCCUAGGUCUAAAACUAAGUUAUCAUACAUGAUGAUCAAAUACUGUAUUUUGUAAAGAGUAAUUUAAGACAGUAAUUUAAGUCUGUCACAAAGUAUGUGUUGAAAAGCUGUUUAAAGGAUUAACACUGUAUGUGGUGCUACUUCAGUGACAUUUUAAUUCUCAGUAAAUAGAUUAAUUACAUUUAACAAUCUAUAAAUAUAUCAAUAAAACAUUAUAAAACAAUCUUAAUUGUUGUCAGAUAAACUUAAGUCUGUGAUUGUAGGUCUGAAGAGAACAUUAUUUUAUUCAUUUUGGUUUAAGAGUGAAUGCUAAUACAACACUGCAUAAUUAAUGGCAUAGUGAAUUUCCUUCUGAUAGUGCAUAUGCAAGCUGGAAGGCAACAAUUUCACUAGUUGCUAUUGAUAGGAUUAGCCAUUUAGUGUUUUCAUACGUUCACUUUUGCAUGCUAUUUCAGUAUAAUUAAGUUUAUAGCAUGUAAAUGUUAGUCAGUGUCAAGCAUAAUGUUCUAUACACUAAGACCCAGCAAUAAAAAGUACUGCAAAUUUCAAUAAACACAGUAGAAAGA
This is a messenger RNA of Tachysurus fulvidraco (yellow catfish), 4014 nucleotides long. It is a transcript of the gene atp1a2a, whose product is annotated as ATPase Na+/K+ transporting subunit alpha 2a. Gene Ontology annotation, molecular function: ATP hydrolysis activity; ATP binding; P-type sodium:potassium-exchanging transporter activity. Gene Ontology annotation, cellular component: membrane. Gene Ontology annotation, biological process: potassium ion import across plasma membrane; intracellular potassium ion homeostasis; intracellular sodium ion homeostasis. The coding region runs from base 74 to 3130 and encodes 1018 amino acids. The transcript is spliced from 24 exons. The record is from RefSeq and is a predicted model, not a curated record. NCBI's taxonomy places the organism in Eukaryota, Metazoa, Chordata, Actinopteri, Siluriformes, Bagridae.